Molecule: messenger RNA, 1141 nt
Organism: Rubroshorea leprosula
Lineage: Eukaryota; Viridiplantae; Streptophyta; Magnoliopsida; Malvales; Dipterocarpaceae
Source: the annotation of a GenBank genome assembly
ACAUCUAUAGCUAGUGUAAGUUUGUAUUAAGACAUUACUUUGAGUGGAGUGGAUGAGUAUGUUGAUUGUUAUUUAUGCUUUUCUGCAAAAUGGUAUAGAAUUGCAAAUAUGAUAUAUCAAAAGAAAUUAUAUGACAUAUGCAAUUGUUUUACUGAAUCUGCUUCUAAAUUUAGAACUGAAUUUUUAUUAGUUUGUUAUGCUGGUUGUUGCUAUGCUAUUGUCACAGCAAUCCCGUGUCAUUUUGACCAUGUUGUCUUGCACUAUAACUUGGCUUUUCUUGUUUUAGUUGGUUCUCACUAAAUUUGCUUACAGAUUGCCAUCACUCAAGAUGUUUAAUGCAUGCGACAAAAACAAAGAGUAAUCUCGGUUUUAUUUUGGCAAUUUCUACAUUUUAUUUGCUCUAAUUUUAGUUCAUUUAUUUACAUGCUUUGCUAUUUGCUGCCAAAAAGUAAACAAUGUUUCUUUAUUUUUAGUGGAAUCAAUGUUUUCUUGUUGAUAUAUUUGUGAAAUUUACUUAUUUUUCUCUCAUGUGUCAUGUGUGCAUCCUGUUCUUGUGGUUUCAAACGUAUGAAAAGCAUCAAAUUGCCCUGUUGACUCUUUUUUUUUUCUUUAAAGGCUAGGCUUGUGAGUAUUGGUUGCUCAAGAACUUUGAGUUUGGCAUGGAGAUUGGUUUGUUCACUCUGCACUUUUUCUACUUUGUUCCUUUUACUUGAUUUUGUUCAGAAUUAUUAUAUUAUGGCUAUUACUUUGUUCAACUUACCCUGAUUGCUUGGAGAAAAUGCUUUUGAUAUUUCUUGUCUCAUUUCAUUGUCAUGUGGAUGUUUGUAGGAUUGAUGAAUGGAUUGAUCUUACCAUCUUGCAAACUACUUAGAGUGUGUUGACUCGUCCAUCUUAAGUUAGAGUUCUGAAAAUGGUCAAGAGGAAGAUUACUGGAGAUUUUCCUUUUAUGAUUCUCAUAUUAGAAGUGAACUGAAGGUAGAAAAAGCUAAAAAUGUUACAUAAGUUAGAAAAGUUAUUAUGCUAAAAUUAUUUAAUGUUUAGAUUUAGUGAUUUAUAGUAGAGUCUUGACUAGUUUACAUGAAUGUAUAUACUAUAUUGAUGUUACAUGAUGAUCAUUGAGUUAUAAAAUUAUUGUACUUUC